GGUGGAAAUAGCAAUGGGUCUGGAAGAUUCAGAAGUUCCGUUUGUUUGGAUUAUCAGGAAACUGGAGAAUGAUGAGAAACAAAUGCCUUUACCUGAAGGACUCGAAGAUAGAAUAAAAGAGAAGGGUUUGAUAAUAACUGGCUGGGCACCCCAAGUUCUAAUCCUCGACCAUCCAGCAGUUGGUGGGUUCAUGACUCACUGCGGGUGGAACUCAGUACUUGAAGGCAUUACUGCAGGAGUUCCAUUGAUCACUUGGCCUGUGUUUGGAGAGCAAUUCCAUAACCAGAAGUUUGUUACAGAAGUUGCAAGGAUAGGAAUUCAAGUUGGAGUUGAGAAGUGGAAUUUUUGGAUAGACGCGAAGAAUGUGUCGGUGAAGAAGGAGAAGAUUGUUAAAGCAGUAACACAGUUAAUGAGCAGUGAUGGAGAGGAAAUGAGAAAUCGAGUGAAGCGACUCAGUGAAAUGGCUCUCACCGCUGUAAAAGAAGGUGGCUCAUCUUAUACAAAUUUAACAGCUUUAAUCGAGGAACUGAAAAACAAAUAUAACAUGACUUAAGAGAUGGCUAGUUCUCAAAAUUGGCAAGUUCAA
This is a messenger RNA of Papaver somniferum (opium poppy), 586 nucleotides long. Its product is annotated as UDP-glycosyltransferase 73C1-like. The record is from RefSeq and is a predicted model, not a curated record. NCBI's taxonomy places the organism in Eukaryota, Viridiplantae, Streptophyta, Magnoliopsida, Ranunculales, Papaveraceae. Gene Ontology annotation, molecular function: UDP-glycosyltransferase activity. The transcript has a single exon. The coding region runs from base 14 to 553 and encodes 179 amino acids.